Molecule: messenger RNA, 849 nt
Organism: Rhodotorula toruloides NP11
Lineage: Eukaryota; Fungi; Basidiomycota; Microbotryomycetes; Sporidiobolales; Sporidiobolaceae
Product: exosome complex component RRP45
Exons: 6
Coding region: 1-849 (282 amino acids)
Biological process (GO): exonucleolytic trimming to generate mature 3'-end of 5.8S rRNA from tricistronic rRNA transcript (SSU-rRNA, 5.8S rRNA, LSU-rRNA); TRAMP-dependent tRNA surveillance pathway; U1 snRNA 3'-end processing
Cellular component (GO): cytoplasmic exosome (RNase complex); nuclear exosome (RNase complex)
Source: RefSeq, a predicted model, not a curated record
AUGCCACGCGACCCCGACCCCUCCCUCAACGAAUCCUCCUUCGUCCAAACCUGCCUGCGCAAAGGCCUGCGUCUCGAUGGACGAGGGAUGUACGAGAUGCGUUCUGUGGACGUACGGUUUGGUGAAGAGUUUGGGUGGGUCGAGUGCCGAUUGGGAGGGACUAGGGUCGUCGCGCAGGUUUCGGCGGAAAUCGUCAAGCCCCUCCCGGACAGACCUUACGAGGGGUUCGUGAGUCUCGUGACGGAGAUUAGUCCGAUGGCUAGUGCGGCGUAUGAGGCGGGUCGGGCGAGUGAAGACGAAGUCCUGAUGACGCGGCUACUGGAAAAAGCCCUGCGGCGGAGCAACGCCGUCGACCGUGAAGCGCUCUGUAUCGUCGCCGGCCAAAAGGUCUGGUCCAUACGAGUCGACGUCCAUUUCCUCGACGACGAGGGAAACAUGCUUGAUUGCGUGUCGAUAGCGGCCAUGACUGCUCUGCGGCAUUUCAGGAGACCGGAUGUGACGGUCGUUGGGGAGGAAGUUACGGUGCACUCGAUGACGGAACGCGUGCCCGUGCCCCUGGCGAUCCAUCAUUCGCCGAUGUGCUUGACGUUUGCGUUCUUUGGCGACGACUCGCUCGCCGUGCUCGACCCGACGCACCUCGAAUCUCAGCUGUGCACGGGCACGCUGACGCUCGCUUUGAACUCUCAAUCCGAGAUCUGCGUCCUGUCGAAGCAAGGGGGUGCGCCGCUCGGUGCGGACGAGGUGAUGCGUGCUGUGAGUCUCGGGGUUGAGCGUGUGAGGGAGGUCGAGGGGAGGGUUGUGAGUGCGUUGGGGGAGGAGAAGAGGAGGAGGGUGGUCGAGGUGAGGUAG